AUGCCGCCCUCUCAUCCUCGAGAUCCUAGACCAGAACCUCCCAGGAGCAAGAGGCAACGCACUGCCCUGGCUUGCGACUCGUGCCGCGUGCGAAAGACCAAAUGCGAUGGCGCAAGACCCUCCUGUGGGAUCUGUGUUGACCUCGAAUUUGUCUGUAAUUAUACACAACCAGUUCGCAGACAACAGAGUAUCCCUAGCGAGGCAGAUUCCCCGAUUGAAUCGCGGCUUCGUGCGAUCGAACAGUCUUUGCGACUGCUGGCGGCCAAUAUUGGGAUCUUGCCGGCAACCAAGACCAGGGACCGCACCACUGCUUCGUUCCUUGGUCUAACAUCGCCAUCGUCCAGCACCGACACUCCCUUUGACUCUUCAUCGCACUUGUCUGGGCAGCAAGCGAGAGUGCCACAUGGCGCCGAUCAAAUUCUGGUCAACCCUCAACCUGAUACUUCGCAAAAUGACACGGUCGAUGGCAUGGUCGUGAUCACGUUCGCAGACGAUGCCACCGCCGCUUGUUUUGGCCCAUCUUCGAAUUCGGCGUUUUUCUCGACCAUCAAUGAUGCCGUGGAUCAGAUGCGCAAUGUCCCUGCCCGGCAUCAUGGCGACACUGUAUGCGAGCAACAAGACUCGACACAUUUCUCUCGGCCGGUUUCACCAAACCCCUCGCCUCGAAGGAACCCGCCCUUGAGCUUGGCUGUCGAUGAUGUUAACUGCUUUAUACUGCCCAAAAAGGAAACGAUAAUUGAGUUGCUAGAUCGUUUCUUCACCGGCUUUGGCAUGCUCUUCCCUUACAUCUACAAGAAGACUUUCCUCGACGGCAUUGCCGACAUGGAAAGUACAUCAUUCCGCGGCGUGCGAAGGCCCUGGCUCUGUCUGCUAAACACAAUUAUGGCUUUCGCGACCAGCGGAGCUGUAUACCCACACCGCGGUCAGAAUCAAACGGAUGCAGAAAUCUAUUUGCAGCGAGCCCUGAAAGUUUUACAAGAUAUAUCCCUUCAGAGCGCCAACCUUGAAGCAGUUCAAGCUUUGCUCUUGAUUCUCCAGUACCUGCAAGGGACACAGCAGUCGGCUCGAACCUGGACCCUACAAGGGCUCACCGUCCAUGCUGCAUUUCAAAUUGGCCUGCACUCACCCGCCGAGAAUGCAAAGUACGGCCCUUUGGAACGAGAAAUUCGAAAGCGGUGUUGGCACAUGUGCUGCAUCAUGGAUAGAACAUGCAGCAUGACUUUUGGAAGACCCCAGAGUAUCAGGCAGGAUUACCAACUCGUCGAACUUCCUCAGGAUGUUGACUUUGAGACGCUCGGUUCCGAGAGCCGACAAGAACAGGUACCAAGUCGCGUGAAUGGGGUAUCUGUUGUGGCUGCGUUUGUUCAAUCCAUAAAGCUGUACGCACUUGUGGGAUUAAUCUUGCAGACCGUGUAUCAAAACAACAUUCAAACUAAGGAGAUUCUUCCGACUUCAAAAGUGUUUCAGAACAUCAUGGCAAUCGAACCGCAACUGGCAGCAUGGAAGACCGAAUUACCUUCCCACAUUCGGCUCCAAACUCGGGAUACCAUUGUUGAGGCCACGAACCCUGCAGUGUCGGACACGCCCACGGACAUUACAAUGAGUCUCGUAUUAACGCUGCGAUUUCUCCACACGCGCAUGCUGCUUCACCGCAGGAUGCUGGUCUGCUUUCUUCAAAAUAGGAGAUCAACUACGGAUACCGAUGGUGAACGGCACUUCUUGAUGAAUUUUGGCAAAGCCAGUGUUGAAAUGUGCUUGUCCGCAGCUCUGGACAUCCUCGAUAUCCUCAAAAAUAACUCUCCAUCGUCGACGAGGCCACCAAUACUGACGACCUGGUGGUUCCAAAUCUAUUACGGCAAGUUGUGCUUUGUUUUUCCCUGCUGCCGAACCAGGGCUGAUGAUUUGUGA
This is a messenger RNA of Cladophialophora bantiana CBS 173.52, 1908 nucleotides long. RefSeq lists its product as uncharacterized. Gene Ontology annotation, molecular function: DNA-binding transcription factor activity, RNA polymerase II-specific; zinc ion binding; RNA polymerase II cis-regulatory region sequence-specific DNA binding. The record is from RefSeq and is a predicted model, not a curated record. Bases 1 to 1908 code for a protein of 635 amino acids. The transcript is spliced from 6 exons. Gene Ontology annotation, cellular component: nucleus. Lineage: Eukaryota; Fungi; Ascomycota; Eurotiomycetes; Chaetothyriales; Herpotrichiellaceae. Gene Ontology annotation, biological process: positive regulation of transcription from RNA polymerase II promoter by galactose; DNA-templated transcription.